Fusarium venenatum is the source of this 1542-nucleotide messenger RNA. The record is from RefSeq and is a predicted model, not a curated record. NCBI's taxonomy places the organism in Eukaryota, Fungi, Ascomycota, Sordariomycetes, Hypocreales, Nectriaceae.
AUGCAAGCUCGGCCGUCAUGUCUCAAGUGUCAGUCGACAGGGCGGAUCUGCGACGGCUAUGGUGUGGAAUCGCACCUUGUCAGUGUUGAUGCGAAGACAAGCCAAUAUCAUCACUCAGGGCCUGCUACAACAGCAACCCGCGUCUUGGCAAACCCAUGCGCUACUUCCAGCGUCCGACAAGCGCCACAACCACAUUGCCAAAGUCAUCACAGCCUGGUCUUGGAAAAUCCGAGAGCGUUGAUGUUGCUGCCAGUUGAUUCAGCCCAGGCAGAAGCUAUGUCAUUUUUUGAAGUCAUCUCCGUCAAGCAUCUGAACGAAUACUACCCGAGCAAGUCAUGGCGCGAGACACUCAUGUUCUUCUCCCAAACAAUCCCAUCAGUAAGACAUGCUGCUGUUGCACUGUCCCUGAUUCACCGAAACUACCAUGACGGUUGUUCUAGACAGUUAGAGUACAAGGCCUUGUUCCAUUAUAACAAAGCCAUACAGCUUUUUCUGGCACAGAAAAGUGGCGAUAAUGUCGAAGCAAUGACAAUCACACUAUUAGUAUGUUACCUAUUCACAAGCUUCGACAACCUGGCGGGCAAUUAUCAUCAGGCGAUGGUACAUCUGCAAGGAGGAGUAGAACUCUCACGCAAUAUUCCUAGUCCCAUGCUAGACGGCAACUGCGUGUCUAGUGCAAACCUGUUCUUCAUGGAAGUUGUGAAACAGCUGAGGCGUCUCGAUAUGCAAGCCGGUGCAUAUCUAGUCGGUUGGAGUCCGGUAGACACGCAGGAAACUGGAGAGGAAGCUCUUUUUUUGAGCAAUACGUUUGAGUCAGUGGAUCAUGCCGCCAAUUGCCACCAGAUGUUACUUGCGCGGGCCAUGAGAUUACACUGGAUGGCGCAAGAAGCAUCCUUCAUAGACGGCGUACCAUCCGUCGAUUCGAAACAGCUUGUUAUUGAAGAGCUAGAGACAUGGCGGCAUCGAUUUGACGAUAUGCUCAGCACAAUCAAUUACUAUAUUGUCGAUAUUGAGGAAAACCGUCUUAUAACGUUAUUGAAACUCCAAAAUACCGUUCUUUGGAUACUUGUCAGUAGUCUCGGCCCGGGUAGAGAGAUGGAAUACGACAAAUUUCUGCCCGUAUUUCAGCGAUGCAUCGCAAUAGUAGAUGAAGUCGCAUUGGGGCACCAAAACUACGAAGGAUCGUCAAAACCGAGAUUCACGCAAGACGUAGCUAUUAUACCAAUUCUGUAUAUCAUCGGAGCCAAAUGUCGGGACACAAUGGUGCGAAGAGAUGUGUUGAGAAUCCUGCGACGACAGCCGCUCCGGGAGGCAGUCUGGGACAGUAUGGCCACAGCGAGAGCUGUGGAGAGAAUAGCUGAAGUUGAAGAAAGUAAAUUUGGAGGGGGACUUAGAGGGACUAUGGAGGAAAUCGAAGUGUCACAGAGGGUCGAGUGUGUGUCUUGGGAGCAAGUGAUCAACAGCCACUCCAGGACAAGAAUCGAAUUGGAGUAUACGCUUUGCAAACAAGAGACAAAAUAUAAAGAGUCUCUGGUUAUUUAA